AUGCCACGUGCCACUCCCAUCGCAUUGCCCGCGGCGCGGUGGUGUCUGGCGUUCGCGUCAUCGGCGCCAACAGCGUCGUCGUUGCCGCUGACCAGCAGCGCUGCUACACCUGUUGAGUCGUACCAAGACAACAGGCCGAGACUCGCACCUCGAGCUCUACGGUCGGGAAUCAAAGCGAUCAACUCGCGCCGACUCGGCGCCGCGCCACACUCGUUGCCCUCUCUCUGCCGACGACCCUCGAACUUAUGGGUGCGCUGCUGCAGCGGCAACGCCGGGUGCAGGGCAGUUUCAUCAGCACCAUCAUUGCCAGCGUCUGCCGGUACGGCUGCCAAAUCUACCAGCGCUGCGCACCCGACUCCGCCAGCGCCCGCACCUGCACUGCAGGAGCGCCGCGUCUGCCCUGAAUGUGGGAAGCAUUUCCUGCGUGAGUCCAACCUUGUCCACCAUCGCACCACUCGUCACGGUGUUCAGGUCGCGUCUGCGAGCAAGGUGGCUCGAGCGGAGCUUGCCAUGCGCAACGCACAGCUACAGCAAGAGCUUGCCCGUGCGCAGGCACGGGUGAAGCAGCUGCGCGAGGGCAGUGACAGCGCUGCUCGGCAGGAACGCGACAGUGCGGCGACAGAGCCCACCGACGACGCGACCACCAGAGCCUACCCCAGCGCGGUGAUGACGGGGCGCUUGAUGGAGGUUGACGAGGCGGUGGAGCGGGCAUGGAGGCACAGUGGCCGGGGGCUUGGCACCGGCGUUUCGUUUGUGGUCUGCAUCGGCACCGUGCUCGGCCCAGUGGAAGUGGGGACCCUGCGCGGGGCCACCCCUUCCUCCGCGGCUGAUAGCAGCGCGACUGGGCCGCGCGUCCUGCAGUUUAAGCUGGAGGUGCACGGGUACCGGGAGCGCCGCCCUGGCCAGCUGAAGAUGUACCGGGCGCACCUCCUCGUCCGCUACGUAGCCUGGCAGCCCUAUCACCGCUACGGCGAUGGCGAUGGCGCGGGCAGCGGCGCGGCAGCGUCCUCCCCUUCCUCUACCGCGCCGCUGCCCUUCAAGGUCCAGGAAGGUGAUCUCCUGCGCGUCCAGGGGCACUACGCGCUGCAUACAAGCCACGACAUGGUAUCGAAGCAGUCGGCGGAAAACGUCGUCUUGGAAGCGGAUGCGGUGGGGCUGCUGCGACCGGCACCCGCGAAGGAAGCGCCAGCGGUGCCAGCGGGGGGGGGGGGGGAGGGGGACGGUAGUCCGACGCGGCAACGACAGUAA
Messenger RNA from Leishmania braziliensis MHOM/BR/75/M2904, 1248 nucleotides. RefSeq lists its product as hypothetical. Bases 1 to 1248 code for a protein of 415 amino acids. Lineage: Eukaryota; Euglenozoa; Kinetoplastea; Trypanosomatida; Trypanosomatidae. The transcript has a single exon. The record is from RefSeq and is a predicted model, not a curated record.